AUGGCUCAAACACCAGCAGCCGUGAAUUAUUCUCUCUUUCCAAGACUCAUCAGCUCACAUCCCAACUUUCUCACUCCUUGUGAGGGACUUGUGGCUCCAACGAAUUAUGUAUGCUACGGAGUGAAAUAUGUCCAACAACAUGUGUUGGAACCCAUCGGAGAGCCUGUUUAUCCGUUUUUCAAACCAAUUUAUGAUGUAUUGGAUGAGAAGGGAGGAGCCAUUGGGUUGAAACCAGAUCAAACAAUUUUUGUAUUGAUGAUGAUGUUUACUUAUGUUUUCAGCUUUAUUUAUAGAAUGUUGUUUAAUCAUCGGGCCAUGAAGGAGGCAACGUUUUUAAAAACUCUAUAUUUGGUAGCUGUUGGAUUGUUUUAUGCAAUUUUUACUUUUGGCUAUGAAGGGUUCCAUGCCAUUGCUUGUAGUUUUAUUAGUUAUUUAUGCAUGAUGGUGUUACCCAAGUCUAUUUCCUCAAAAGUUGUAUUUGUUUUUGUUUGGACCUAUUUGUCUAUGGCUCACUUUAUUCGAAUGCAAUUGGACUUUACAAGUCAACGUGUGGACUACAGUGCCAUGUUGAUGAUGAUGGUUUUGAGAAUUUCAUCCUGUUCUUUCAACUUUACAGACGGUCAAAAUCCAAAUGCCAAAGAAGAACUCGAUGAAUCUUUGGUUGAGUCCAGCAUUUCCAAAGUUCCAUCAUUUUUGGAAUAUAUUGCAUUUUGCUUCUAUUUUCCUGCUCUUUUGGCUGGACCACCAUUCGACUUUAAAUAUUUCCAACAAUAUUUAAGACAUUAUGAUAUGGAUACAAUUCCAUUCCAUGGAAGAGGACUCAUUUAUAACACUGUUAUGAUUUUCAUUAGUUUUGCUGGAUUCACUCAAAUUGACAGAUUUGACAGAGAAUUUAUCAUGAACAAUCGGGAAGCAUUUUCAAGCAUGCCCUUGCUCAAUAAGAUUAUAUUCAUUUUGCUCAUGGUAGAGUUCUUUAAAUUCCGUUACUUUAUGGUUUGGCAUAUUUGUCAAGGAUCUGGAUGGCUUGCAGGAUUUGGUUAUGAUCCAAAGAAGAAAGAUUGGUCUGCUGUGACUCAAAUUGAUUUCUGGGCAUUCGAGCUCGCUACGUCCCCAUAUCUUUUGUCUAUUCACUGGAAUAUUGGUGUUCACAAGUGGGUCAAGAAGUAUGUUUACCUUAGAAAUAAGAAGAAGGGAAGCAGACCAGGUACUAAGGAGGUAUUCCAAACCUUCCUUGUCAUUGCAUUCUGGCACGGUUUUUAUCCUGGUUAUUACAUUUUCUUUGUUUUAGCUGGUGUUGGUGUUGAGUUUGGAAGAAUAUUCAGACUCAUGUUCAGAAAACGCUUCAUUCCAGACGAUUACACCUUUGAUGUUUACAAGCCAAUUCAAUCUCUGAAAAAGAUCAAUGUCACAAUUGCGCUCUACAAUAUUGCUGCCUAUUUGGCAACUCAUGCUGGAACCAAUUACAUUGCUGCCUCAUUUGUGUUGUUGAGUAUUGACCACUCAGUUUUUAUUUGGAAGGAAACUUAUGGAGGGCCCAUAUUUUGUGGAAUUGUCCUGUACUUUACUUUGAAGAUGUUUUAUGGCAACGUAACUUCAUCCUCCGAGAAAGCAAAGAAACAACAAUAA
Molecule: messenger RNA, 1626 nt
Organism: Naegleria lovaniensis
Lineage: Eukaryota; Heterolobosea; Eutetramitea; Acrasida; Naegleriidae
Exons: 5
Coding region: 1-1626 (541 amino acids)
Biological process (GO): lipid modification
Cellular component (GO): membrane
Molecular function (GO): acyltransferase activity
Source: RefSeq, a predicted model, not a curated record